Oryctolagus cuniculus (rabbit) is the source of this 639-nucleotide messenger RNA. It is a transcript of the gene GUCA2B, whose product is annotated as guanylate cyclase activator 2B. Lineage: Eukaryota; Metazoa; Chordata; Mammalia; Lagomorpha; Leporidae. Gene Ontology annotation, molecular function: guanylate cyclase activator activity. The record is from RefSeq and is a predicted model, not a curated record. Gene Ontology annotation, cellular component: extracellular region.
CACCCCAGCCGGCCAGUUAAUGAGUGACCAGGGCCUGGAGCCUGGCCUAUAAGGAGCUGCUCAAUAGGGAAGCAGGUGGGAGCCAGGUGGACGGCGACACGGAGGACCCGAGACGGGCAGCAGGACCAUGGGGCUCCUGUCGGGGGUGGCUGUGGUCCUCCUGGUGCUGUUGCACAGCACACAGUCAGUCUACAUCCAGUAUCAAGGCUUCAAGGUGCAGCUGGAAUCCGUGAAGAAGCUGAGUGACCUGGAAGGGUACCAGAUGACCCACAGCAGCAAAAGCCCCCAGCCUGCUGUGUGCCACCACCCGGCGCUGCCCCUGGACCUCCGGCCCAUCUGUGCCUUGCAGGAAGCGGCCAGCAUCUUCGACACCUUGAGACACAUCGCCGUGGACGACUGUGAGCUAUGUGUGAACGUCGCCUGCACCGGCUGCUUCUGAGAUGGCCCGGGUACUGGAGCCCACCCUGGAGCCCUGGACCGUCAGCUGUCUGUCCUGGCAGCCUCCCACCCCAGCCGAGCUCGGGCGGGGCCCCUGGCCCCCAAGGGCCAUCACUGCCUUCCCAGGGCCCAAGCAGCCAGAUCUGAUGCAAAGGACAUGGGACAGGAGGAGGGCUUAUCCCCAAGGCAGCCCUGCUUCUA